Messenger RNA from Papaver somniferum (opium poppy), 2724 nucleotides. Its product is annotated as pyrophosphate-energized vacuolar membrane proton pump 1-like. The transcript has 8 exons. The record is from RefSeq and is a predicted model, not a curated record. Gene Ontology annotation, molecular function: inorganic diphosphate phosphatase activity; diphosphate hydrolysis-driven proton transmembrane transporter activity. NCBI's taxonomy places the organism in Eukaryota, Viridiplantae, Streptophyta, Magnoliopsida, Ranunculales, Papaveraceae. Gene Ontology annotation, biological process: proton transmembrane transport. Gene Ontology annotation, cellular component: membrane. The coding region runs from base 160 to 2460 and encodes 766 amino acids.
UCUCGUAUACUAUAAAAACAAAGAACCUCAAAAGACAGAAACACACAAAAACCCCUCGUGUGUAGGUGUUUAACACUGGUUCUACUUCCUCCUCUCUUCUCUGACUGAUUUACAGAACGGAAUCAACCGUAAACUGGUACAAUCCGGAGGACUGUAACGAUGGGAUCAAUUAUUCUGUCAGAUCUGUUAACGCAGAUAUUGAUUCCAGUGUGCGCCGUUGUUGGUAUCUUGUUUUCUCUGUUUCAAUGGUAUAUAGUAUCUAGAGUGAAAGUUUCUCCACAAAAAAUUUCUGAUAUUAAUAAUAAGAAGAAUAAUGGGUUUGACGAUUCCUUGAUUGAAGAGGAAGAAGGGAUUAAUGAUCAUAAUACUGUACUUAAAUGUGCUGAGAUUCAGAAUGCUAUCUCUGAAGGAGCAACUUCCUUCCUAUUCACUGAAUACCAGUAUGUUGGAGUUUUCAUGGUUGCAUUUGCAAUUCUUAUUUUCCUCUUCCUUGGGUCCGUGGAGGGGUUCAGUACAAAGUUGCAGCCCUGCACAUAUAAUGUAGAUAAGAUGUGCAAGUCUGCUCUUGCCAAUGCUACCUUCAGCACCAUAUCAUUUGUGCUUGGUGCUGUCACCUCAGUGAUCUCUGGUUUUCUAGGAAUGAAAAUUGCGACAUAUGCCAAUGCCAGAACAACCUUGGAGGCGAGGAAAGGUGUUGGAAAGGCUUUCAUUGUUGCAUUUAGGUCUGGUGCGGUUAUGGGUUUUCUCCUUGCUGCUAAUGGCCUUUUGGUUCUUUACCUUACCAUCAAUGUGUUCAAGAUCUACUACGGUGAUGACUGGGAAGGACUAUUUGAGGCAAUCACUGGUUAUGGUUUAGGUGGAUCAUCUAUGGCCCUCUUCGGCAGAGUUGGUGGUGGUAUCUAUACAAAAGCUGCUGAUGUUGGUGCUGAUCUUGUAGGCAAGGUCGAAAGGAACAUCCCCGAGGAUGACCCGAGGAACCCAGCGGUUAUUGCUGAUAAUGUUGGUGACAAUGUUGGGGAUAUUGCUGGAAUGGGUUCUGAUCUUUUUGGUUCUUAUGCCGAGUCCUCUUGUGCUGCACUUGUUGUUGCAUCCAUUUCCUCUUUCGGCAUCAACCAUGAAUUCACUGCAAUGUGCUAUCCCUUGCUUAUUAGUUCCGUUGGUAUCCUUGUCUGUUUGCUCACCACCCUCUUUGCGACCGAUUUCUUUGAAAUCAAGCUUGUCACUCAAAUCGAGCCGGCACUAAAGAACCAGCUUAUCAUCUCCACUGCUCUGAUGACAUUGGGAAUUGCUCUUGUUAGUUGGGUUGCCCUCCCAUCAUCAUUCACAAUCUUCAAUUUUGGUACUCAGAAAGUUGUGAAAAACUGGGAACUGUUUUUCUGUGUUGCUAUUGGCCUUUGGGCUGGGUUGGUCAUUGGGUUUAUUACAGAAUACUACACCAGCAAUGCAUACAGUCCUGUGCAAGAUGUCGCUGAUUCCUGCCGAACUGGAGCUGCUACUAAUGUUAUCUUUGGCCUUGCCUUGGGAUACAAAUCUGUUAUCAUUCCGAUCUUUGCUAUUGCCAUCAGUAUCUUUGUCAGUUUUAGCCUAGCUGCCAUGUAUGGAAUUGCUGUAGCUGCUCUUGGAAUGCUCAGCACUAUUGCUACUGGAUUGGCCAUUGAUGCAUAUGGUCCCAUCAGUGACAAUGCUGGAGGUAUUGCUGAGAUGGCUGGCAUGAGCCACAGGAUCCGGGAGAGGACUGAUGCUCUAGAUGCUGCUGGAAACACCACUGCUGCUAUUGGAAAGGGUUUUGCCAUUGGAUCAGCUGCUCUUGUAUCCCUGGCACUCUUUGGUGCCUUUGUGAGCCGUGCAGCUAUUUUAAGUGUGGAUGUUCUUACACCAAAAGUUUUUAUUGGUUUGCUUGUUGGAGCAAUGCUUCCAUACUGGUUCUCAGCUAUGACCAUGAAGAGUGUAGGAAGUGCAGCUCUUACGAUGGUGGAAGAAGUUCGCAGGCAAUUCAACACCAUUCCUGGUCUUAUGGAAGGUACUGCAAAGCCUGACUAUGCCAACUGUGUCAAGAUCUCGACAGAUGCAUCCAUCAAAGAAAUGAUCCCACCUGGUGCCUUGGUCAUGCUCACUCCCCUCAUUGUUGGAACCUUUUUUGGGGUUGAGACCCUCUCUGGUGUCCUUGCUGGUUCCCUUGUUUCUGGUGUACAGAUUGCAAUUUCUGCCUCCAACACCGGAGGUGCUUGGGAUAAUGCCAAGAAGUAUAUUGAGGCUGGUGUAUCUGACCAUGCAAAAUCUCUUGGCCCCAAAGGGUCAGACCCCCACAAGGCAGCUGUUAUUGGUGACACCAUUGGAGAUCCCUUGAAGGACACAUCAGGUCCAUCACUAAAUAUUCUAAUCAAGCUCAUGGCGGUGGAGUCUCUUGUAUUUGCUCCUUUCUUUGCGAAACAUGGUGGUCUUAUCUUCAAACUCUUUUAAGUUUGGGGAUGAGAAACUCCAGGAGAUGUGAUGAUGAUGAUAAUGUCUAUUUUAUAUUUUGUCUAAUCAGAUCUGUACUAGUUUAGUGUUUAGUUAGUAGGUUAGUUCUGCAGCUUGAGUUUAUACCUUAUAUGUCUUUUUGUCAGAGUUGGUAAUUAUUUAGCUUAGCUUCAACUUUUCUUUUUGCUGUUUUAGUGAGGUCAAACUUAUGCCGGGAAAGGUUGAAUACGUCUUCCCAUUUUAAGAUUUUUUUUUUCUUUUUUU